This is a messenger RNA of Peronospora matthiolae, 603 nucleotides long. Lineage: Eukaryota; Oomycota; Peronosporomycetes; Peronosporales; Peronosporaceae. The record is from the annotation of a GenBank genome assembly.
AUGGAAGCGGCAUUGGAUACACAAAGUGCAGAGUGGCGUACAAAGUUCGAGACAGUGCUGGACUACAGAGAGAUCUGCAAUACACUUAACAUGACUGAGCUCAACACUGUUUUUAUUUCUUUUAUCGUCGCGCCACGAGGCUGGUGUCGUUACGCGGGAAGGAGGCUUCCGACGUGGGGUCGACAUUCGACGGGCGCGCUGUCGUUGAAGUUUUGCUCUGGUCGAUGGAGCUGCAGUGGCACCCCGAACCCAGGUCUUGCCGUCGACGGUGAUAUCGUUUACAUGGCAGUUGAGUCUGCCCGCAAUGGGUUCGGUGAUUGUGGUCACGCUCCGAGCAAGAGUUCACGGUACUGUCAGGGGUGUGCGUUACUAGUUUUCGAUGCCCUUUGCCUCCCGGUGACGGACCCGAAGCCUCUCGAAGAAAAGCACCUUGUUGAAGUCCAGGUAUUUCGGCAGCGGAACUCCGCGACUGUUGGAGAGGACGCACACUGUUCGACAGCAGCGGCGAUGAUGAUGAACAGGGUAAGCAGGAACACGGUUGACGAUCUUCAUGAUGCUCUUGAAAGACAUCAAAAGGUAGCCUUGCUUCGUUCAGUUACGUAA